Messenger RNA from Guyanagaster necrorhizus, 848 nucleotides. Its product is annotated as peroxisomal membrane protein 4. The transcript has 3 exons. Lineage: Eukaryota; Fungi; Basidiomycota; Agaricomycetes; Agaricales; Physalacriaceae. The coding region runs from base 99 to 734 and encodes 211 amino acids. The record is from RefSeq and is a predicted model, not a curated record. Gene Ontology annotation, cellular component: peroxisomal membrane.
AUCACAUGCAAGCCACUGAGCUGAUCCCGGAGAACCGAAGCCCAGUAUAAUAACUCUGUCGCGUUGUCUCUUUCACCAGUCUUUCCUUUACGACCAUCAUGGAGUCCAUCGAGGCUAUCAUCAACAAUCCAGCCUACCACGACUAUCUCGCCAUUGUCAAAGGUGCUCGCAAUGGAUUCGUGUACGGCGUCAAGGUCAGGUUCCCGCAUGCCCUUGUCAUGUCUAUUCUCUUUGGCAGAGGAGACUGGCAAACGCGGGCCCGUAGCAUCUACAGGGCAACAAAACAGCAUGCGCUUAACCUAGCCAAAUUUGUCUCUAUUUACAAGGCCCUUCUUCUGCUCCAGCGCAAGGCGAACGGUGGGAAGGAAAGGAACGCGGAUGCUUUCAUUGCAGGUUUGCUGGGUGGCUACAUCGUGUUUGGCAACCGAACAGCUGUCAACGAGCAGAUUGUGCUUUACGUUGUAUCGCGUGUUGUCUCAUCUUUCAUUCCGCGGGCAGCUGCCCCGUACUCGUCACCGCCGGGCUCAGUAUCCGGAGCUGCAGUCGUGAGGCCCAUGCCGCCCGAUUCUCGGUACUUUACUGUUUUCGCCGCUCUUUCAUGGGGUGCAGUAAUGUGGCUAUUCAACCAUCGCGGCCAAUCGAUACAGCCAGGGAUGUUCAAUUCCAUGACAUACUUGUACCGGGACUCAGAGAAGUGGAAGAAUUUGAAGACAUUACUUUGGCACAACACCUAGACUAUACUUAUUCAUUCAUGGUAAUUAGAGAUCAUAUAUCCCAUCGACUAGAAGGUCACCAUCUGUCAUUUCCCUGAGCUGAUCCACACGUCGAAUGACCCUUCUACAUUUGUA